GCUCGUGGUGAGCAAACUCACCAAGUCCUUCGGCCUUUGCCUCGGCGUCAACAAUGUGAGCUUCACCCUCAAGACCGGCCAGUGCCUUGGCAUCAUCGGCGUUACCGGGGCGGGGAAGACGGAGCUGAUGCAGCUGCUGACUGGCCUCUCCGAGAGCUCGUCGGGCGAUGUCUACCUGGGGUCGUUGUCGCUGUCACGCACACCCAGGGUGUACGCCUCCAAGAUCGGCUACUGCCCUGACACGCUUGGCCUGCCCGACCACCUCACCGGCCGAGAGAUAAUCGAGCUCUUCUGCGUGCUUCGGGGCUUCCGGCUAAACGACACGACGGAGAUAGUGAUGAACCUGCUGCGCAUCAUGGAGCUGACCACCGUGGCCAACGACAUCACCAGCAGCUACACACCCGGUGACAAACGUAAGCUCUGCAUAGCGCUGGCCAUCGCGGGCCGGCCCAGCGUCGUUCUCUUGGACGAGCCGAGCACUGGUGUGGAUGUCGCUGCGAAGGCGCAGAUACGGCGUAGUCUCAGCAUCGUCCGCCAGAUGACAGACUGCGCCAUACUGCUCACCUCAAACAGCAUGCAGCAGUGCGAGGUACUGUGUGACCGCAUCGCCAUUCUGCUCGCGGGCCAGCUGGAGUGCAUCGGCACGGUGGACGAGCUGAAGAGCAAGUUCGGCCGUGGCUACACAAUCACCAUCAAGCUGCGCCAGGACACCUUCGAGGACUCCGAGUACCGAGAAGACCUGACGCAGGACAUGAUGGCUGACUUCCACAGCUGCCAGCUCGACCACUCCUUCCAGGCAAGCUUUCUUCACUGUAGACUCAAAAAAGGACAACUACAACGAAACUUCACUUUGGCUAAUCUGGUUUUUUUUUUUUUUUUUUUUUACUCUCGCGCCCGCGUUCAGAGCAAGCGCACCCUAUCUCGAGGCCAGUCAUCAUCUGUUAGCGCGACUCGCGCAAGGACUGUGAGUUUGAUGACGUGACAGCUGGUGACGAGCAAACACUGGUGGCAAGUACGCGAUAAAAACAAGCUGGGGGCUAUUAUAAGACUGUUCGUUCCGCCUAAUCAUGCAAUCCCAGUGAAAAUAUGGCUGCCACCUACAGACGAUGGAAAGUACGGCUUAUACUACUCAAUAAACCUUCGCAAAGCUGCAUGGCUGGUAACUGUCUAAUUUUUUUUAUUAGCAGCCUUAUAAUACAGCACCUAAGUAGACUAUAAGUGGUAAUGGCGGCGUUUAUUUCGUUCUUUUUCUAAUUCCGGUAUCGGAAACUUUUGCAUUAGCGAGCUUUUCGUGAUGCACCCACACGAAUUUCAAAGGUAAGU
Dermacentor andersoni is the source of this 1323-nucleotide messenger RNA. RefSeq names its product phospholipid-transporting ATPase ABCA3-like. Lineage: Eukaryota; Metazoa; Arthropoda; Arachnida; Ixodida; Ixodidae. Gene Ontology annotation, molecular function: lipid carrier activity; ABC-type transporter activity; ATP binding. Gene Ontology annotation, cellular component: intracellular membrane-bounded organelle; membrane. Gene Ontology annotation, biological process: transmembrane transport; lipid transport. The record is from RefSeq and is a predicted model, not a curated record.